This is a messenger RNA of Ornithodoros turicata, 1867 nucleotides long. RefSeq names its product FAS-associated factor 1-like. NCBI's taxonomy places the organism in Eukaryota, Metazoa, Arthropoda, Arachnida, Ixodida, Argasidae. The transcript has 17 exons. The record is from RefSeq and is a predicted model, not a curated record. Gene Ontology annotation, molecular function: ubiquitin binding. Gene Ontology annotation, cellular component: nucleus; endoplasmic reticulum. The coding region runs from base 63 to 1841 and encodes 592 amino acids.
UCGUCCACUAGGGGUGCGUGGAUGAGUGGCGCCGAGAAAACCUUGCUGUAAUCUUUCACACAAUGGAGGAGCAGAGAGAUCAAGUUUUAGCUGAUUUUCAGUCAUGUACAGGCAUGGAAGAUGUUGGCGAGUGCUUCAUGUACCUGGAACAAGCCAACUGGAACUUGCUGGAUGCCAUCCACCGAGCCUUGCCAGAAGAAACACAAUCUCUGCCCUCCGAGCAGAUCCCAGUUCCUUCGGGACCCUCAAACAGCAUGCCACGUCUCCUCUCGGUCAACGUCCGUUACCACGACAAUACAGCCCAGCUCAUGCUCCCGGAUAGUGUAACAGUCGGCGAAGUAAAGUCUGCGAUCCAGGGCGAGCUGGGAGUGGCCCCCUGCAGGCAAGUGCUGCGUGGCUGGCGCAGGAAUAACGUCGCGGAUGAGACGGUUAUCUCGACCCUGGAGCUGCCCGCCGAUCACACCCUGCAGCUGAGCACAACCGAAGAGGAAAUACAACCCCCAGUUGAGGAAGAUAGCAUCAAGCUCAACAUCACAGACAAGACGGCAAACAAGUCCUACUCUAUCAAUUUCCCAGCCUCCAGAACGCUUCUUCAGAUAAAACAGGAUGUCUGUGACCUAACCUCCAUCCCAGUGAGCCAGCAAAGGUGGACCGGGUGGCCUGCUCACAGGGAUUCGGCUUCCUUGAGGACAGUGAGCCAAGGACAGAGUGAGCUAGACCUGUGUGUGUGCAGAGAUUCUACACCUAAAAAAAAGCAUCCUGUGGUUGAUUUGGUGUCCAGUGAUAGCAGCCCAGAAGAGGAAGAGUUUGAAGAUGCCAGUGAGUGCCUCUUCCAGGGCCGAACACACAGACCACUCAUGGCAGAAGGAACACAAGAUGAGCGCGCGGCCAUCACACAGUUCACGGAAGAGUUUAAGAAUAGGUAUGGUGCGUGCCAUCCAGUAUUCAUGGAAGGAACCCUGUCGGAAGCACUGGAAGCUUCGUGCCAGAGAUCGUGCAGAGAGCGGAGACCCCUCGCCGUGUACCUGCACCAUGACGGCAGCGUACUCACCAAUGUCUUCUGUACUCAGCUUCUCUGUUCAGAGGCCAUAGUCACUUACCUCACACUCAACUUUAUCACGUGGGCCUGGGACCUCACCCUCGAUUCUAAUAGAGAUAGGUUCCUAACGUCCGUGACGAGUUCACUGGGCCCCGCCGCAUGCUUGGCCAUCCGCAACGUUGCUGUGGACCACCUUCCCGCCCUCCUCGUCAUCACCAGAGUCCGGGCAGCAACGGAAGUGCUCACCGUCAUUCCAGGGAACGUGUCGCUGGACGAGCUGAUGACACGUUUGGUGCACGCGGUCGAAGUGUUCAACAGCGAAUUGAGCACAGAGAUGAGAGAAGAAGAGGAGAGGGAAGCUCGCGAGACCGUGAAGAAGGAACAGGACAUGGCAUACCAGGCCUCCCUGAUGGCCGACCAGGCAAAGGAAGAAGCUCGCAAACAGGAAGAGAUGGAGGUGAAACGGCAGAGGGAAAUGCUCUUUGAGGAACAACAGAGGAAAGAGGCUAUUCAGCAGUCGCUAGCGGAGCAGCUGCCGCCCGAACCUUCAGAGGGGAGCCUCGAGGCCGUGAGCACCAUCCGCGUGCGGCUCCCCACGGGGGAGACGGUCAGCCGCCGUUUCCUGGCCUCUUCCCCUUUGAGCACACUCAUAACUUUUGUGGGCUCCAGGGGCUAUCCUCCCCACGAAUACAAAGUGCUGGCCAGUUGGCCCAGGAGAGAUCUGUCAACCAUGGAUCCAUCUCAAAGCCUGCAGCAGCUGCAGCUCUACCCAAAGGAAACCAUAACGCUGGAAGAACGAUGAGGCAAAUAAAAUGGUGUUGCUUUUUA